Molecule: messenger RNA, 3916 nt
Organism: Phodopus roborovskii (desert hamster)
Lineage: Eukaryota; Metazoa; Chordata; Mammalia; Rodentia; Cricetidae
Gene: Ptafr
Product: platelet activating factor receptor
Exons: 2
Coding region: 313-1338 (341 amino acids)
Biological process (GO): G protein-coupled receptor signaling pathway; chemotaxis
Cellular component (GO): membrane
Molecular function (GO): platelet activating factor receptor activity; G protein-coupled purinergic nucleotide receptor activity
Source: RefSeq, a predicted model, not a curated record
AGGCCCAGUGGCUACUGCUUAUAGCCACUCUGCCCCUUGCCUGCUCUUCAGGAAGCCUCUGCAGUACUCAGGUCUGGCAAGCUCAGCUUGGAGGUUUCUGUGGCAUCCGUUGGAGGGGCCCCGGGUCACCGUGUUUCCUACCGGGGGUGACUUGGCAGUGCUAUACUCUGUUUCCUCACUUCUGCAAUUGCCAGGCUGCAAAACCGAGGCUAGCGCUGGGGUUUAGGCCCAGAGGGACACGCAGAGCCUACAGUGACAAAUCUACAGGCACACACUGCACUCCAUGAUCAGGUGACCCUUCCGCCCAGAGCAAUGGAGCAAAACAAAUCCUCUCGCGUGGAUUCUGAAUUUCGAUACACCCUCUUUCCGACUGUUUACAGUGUCAUCUUUAUUCUGGGGGUGGUUGCCAAUAGCUAUGUGCUAUGGGUCUUUGCCCGCCUGUACCCUUCGAAGAAGCUAAACGAGAUAAAGAUCUUCAUGGUGAAUCUCACUGUUGCCGACCUGCUCUUCUUGAUCACCCUCCCGCUGUGGAUUGUCUACUAUUACAAUGAGGGCAACUGGAUUCUACCCAAAUUCCUGUGCAACGUGGCUGGUUGCCUCUUCUUCAUCAAUACCUACUGUAGUGUGGCCUUCCUGGGUGUCAUCACUUACAACCGCUACCAGGCAGUGGCCUACCCAAUCAAGACUGCUCAGGCCACCACCCGCAAGCGUGGCAUCUCUUUGUCCUUGGUCAUCUGGAUAUCCAUUGUGGCUACUGCAUCCUACUUCCUGGCCACAGACUCCACCAACCUAGUACGCAAAAAGGAUGGCUCGGGCAACAUCACUCGCUGCUUUGAACAUUACGAGCCACGCAGUGUGCCAAUCCUUGUUGUUCAUGUCUUCAUCGCAUUCUGUUUCUUCCUUGUCUUCUUUCUUAUCCUCUACUGCAACCUGGUCAUCAUCCACACACUGCUCACGAGGCCCGUGCGGCAGCAGCGCAAACCAGAAGUGAAGCGCAGGGCUCUGUGGAUGGUCUGCACCGUCCUGGCGGUGUUUGUCAUUUGCUUUGUGCCCCAUCACAUAGUCCAGCUGCCCUGGACUCUAGCAGAAUUGGGCUAUCAGACCAACUUCCAUCAGGCGAUUAAUGAUGCCCAUCAGAUCACCCUCUGCCUCCUCAGCACCAACUGUGUCUUAGACCCUGUUAUCUACUGUUUUCUUACCAAGAAGUUCCGAAAGCACCUCAGCGAAAAGUUUUACAGCAUGCGCAGUAGCCGGAAGUGCUCCAGGGCCACUACUGACACGGGCACCGAGGUGAUAGUGCCUGCUGACCAGACUCCUGUCAUGUCACUAAAACAUUAAUCUCUGUCUUAGUAAGGUCAGUCCCGGAGUCUCCUCUCCCGAGGACCUCAUACACUGAGCUGGGAGGUGAGAGGUUUCUGAUUGAGGCCAACCCCUCUUGGGACCCUGGUGGACUAUUAAGUGUGCCAGUUACGUUCUCACGGACACAGGAGUGACGGCACUGGCAGCUUGUUGGAAAAUACCGAACUUGAAUGUUCCUUUUCACCCAUCCUUGGGGUAAUAACUAGCAAGUGUGGUUGGUGGGCUCAUCCAAAGCUUUAGAAUCUGACAUGGUAGCUAGGGCCAAACUUUGGACUUAGACUCUGAGCCAUCCAGUUCAUCCAACUAGGGCUGCAGCCUUAAGAAUUGGGCAGUCACUUCUGGGAGCUACAGGCAGGGGAAAGGACUCUUCACUGGGUCCUGUGGAAGACUUUUGCCAGGUGAACAGUUGGGUUUAGGAUGGUGCCCUCCUUUCCCUACCCACAGGUACAAGGUCUUUGUGACAUUUCCUAGAGCCGUGGUUUGGCGGAAGUAUUUGACUGACCCAAUAACUCAAAUGUAACCAGACUCAUAACACAAAAGCUGGUCAGAAGCUAGGGUGGGAGUGUGUGUCCCGAGGCAGCUAAGUUUCUGCCCAGGCCUCAGAGCAUGCUGAGAGACUGGAAAAGACAGGGCUCCCUCAGGACACUGCAAUGUCUACUUCCCAACUUGUGGCAGGCAGCUGCAGCUUUUGAUGACCUCUGGACACCCGCACAGGGAGUGUCACAUUCACUCACUGUGCCCAGCCUCCCUGUCAGAAACAGCUGAAGGAAGGAGAGAUUUAUUUGGCUCUCAGUUUCAGAAGGCUUCAGUCCAUCAUGGCAACGAAGGCACAGUAGGGCAGCUCAGACUAUGGCGGCAGAAACAAGAGGCAGAGGUUGUUCAUGUGGCAAUGAGCCAGGAAAUGAGAGAGCACUUUAAACCCGGGGUGGGGUACAAUCCUGAGCCAUCUACUUCUAUAGCCAGGUCCUACCUCCUAACAGUUCUGUGGUCUCCCGAAAUAACACGGUUAGUGGGAGAAUCAACACACAGAACAUGGCCCUGGGCCAGUGAGAUUAGGUAAAGGCAGUUGCUGCUAACACGGAUGAUCAGGGUUUGAUCCCGGAACCCACACGGUGAAAAGAGAACAGACUUCUGUAACUUCUCUUCUUCAUGCACGCUGUGGCACACACAUGCCCCGCCUGCCCUCCCCCCCCACAUAAAUAAACGUACUAAAUCAAUACAACAAAGCAAAACAGACAGGACCCAUGGAGAUGCGGGGUGUUUUAGAUUCAAAAUUCAUGAACUAUGGCCAGGCAUUGGUGGCACAUGCCUUUAGUCCCAGCACUUGGGAGGCAGAGGAUCUCUGUGAGUUCGAAGCCAGCAUGGUCUACAGAGUUAGUUCCAGGACAGGUUUCAAAGCAAUACAGAGAAACCCUGUCUCGAAAAAGAAAAAGAAAAACUAAAAAAUUCAUGAGCUAUUACAUACAAGUAAGGUCUUCUUCUGCCCUUUGAGCAGUGUCUAGAAACCUCAGACUCAGGACUCUGAGGAACUUUUCUUGAUUUCCUGAGCCUUGUGCUCCUUAAAAAAUAAAGUUAAAGUCUUUCCUUCCAGCCAGUGUCCCCUUGAAGUUGGGUCAGCUGACUCCUGUCUGCCAGCUGAGCCUGGGUUUGUUCCAAUAGGCCUGUAACCUGCUUGGGUUUGGGGUGAUGGCUAUGGGCUGUACCUAGCGGAAGGUGGACCAGGUAGCUAAAGCGACAUACUUGAACUUUGGCAUCUUCCAAACUCAGGUUCAAGUCUCCCCUGUGCUGGGUGCUGACUAGAAAGUGAGAAUUAGAUUUUCUACCUCUUGGUGUCAUUAGCUGGGAGGUACAACCUACCUCAAGGCCGGUAUGAGCAGGGCAUACUCAGCUGACUUCUUGGCUACUCAUCCCUGAUCCUCCUCGAAAUCCCCUGAUAGGAAGUGAAGGGGUGAGAGUUGGACAUCUGGAUUUGGGAUGCCUUCAGGACUUUGCAGACCUCUACUGACAUCAUUUAAACUCCAGAGCCAUGGCCAUGUCUGAGUAAAGUGAGUGGGCUGGUGAGUGGUCAUCUGGGUAGGCAAAUGGCUUUUCAAAGAAAGAGAUGUAACAGGCAAAACAAAGGCAAGAGAAUAACCACUAACACCACAGCAGUGACUCCGAAGCAGGAAAUAAUUUUUGUUGCUACUUUGUAACUAUAAUUUCGCUACUGUUACAAAUUGUAAUGUAAAUAACUUUGGAGGCACAGGUUUUCCAAAGUGCUCUGGGCCCACAGAGCCUGGAGAGAGAAGACACAGCCUCCCAGGGCCAGAGUGCAUUCCUGCAAGCUUUCCCUUGAGUUCAGGGAGGUAUGCUCAUGCUCUCUCUCUCAGCAGGACUCCUUAAUCUCAUUAAAAUGGGUGUCUUGUACCUUCCAUCAAACAGCCUUCUCUAUGUUUCUAUGCUAAUACAGUAUGUUCUGAAUUUCAUUCAUUUGCAUAUCCUCCUUGUCAUGUUUUGCAAUAGCCAUGUACCACAGUAUGUUUACUUAAUAAACAUUUUUUUUUUGUUUGUUUUUAAA